Molecule: messenger RNA, 1569 nt
Organism: Aspergillus calidoustus
Lineage: Eukaryota; Fungi; Ascomycota; Eurotiomycetes; Eurotiales; Aspergillaceae
Source: the annotation of a GenBank genome assembly
AUGCCGCCUCCGCUGCCCGACCCUGGAGUGAAUCCAGUUCUCCGCAACGCCCUCCGCGUCUCCUUAAGCGCCAAAGAAUACAAGGCGCUGCACGACUACGCCAUCGAGCGCAUUUCCCCAUCUGUCCAGGGCAAAAUACCAUCCCCGGCUAAAUUCGAAGCCAUCACCCGCUCAAAGAACAAAUACAAUGAAGCUGCAGUGCGGGCGUCGUUGCGUGUGUUCCUCGGCUCGGGCGCUUUGCUAAAGCUUGUGGACUUUAUUAUCGGUCGCAUACAAAAGGAUCCGUCAAAGAAACAAUCGCAUACUUCUCUCGCUCGAUCUCCUAAUUUCCGCCUUUCCCUUGCGCUUUCGCUCAUGGUCCUAUUGCACCGACUCUUGCAUCGCUUCUUCGUUCGCUUGCGCUCGAAUCUACGGACUGACGAAGCCCAGCUCUUCCGCGAGCGUAACCCUAGAAUCUCAAAAGCGCUGACGUCGCGAUAUGCGCCCGCGGUCGGUGCUAGCUUGGCAGGUCUCGCGCUGGGAAUCUGCACACAGCACCAGCUCCGGAUGACGGUCGCCAUUUAUGCGGGUACACGAGGCCUGGAAUCAGUUUACAAUGUGAUGGACGAAAAGGGCUGGCUUAAAAACAAGCCGUGGUGGUUUGGAAGCUGGCUGCUGAUGCCAAUGUCGUUGGCGCAGCUGUUCCACGCCUUUGUGUUUGAUCGCGAGGCUACACCUAAUUGGUUGGGAAAUGUGAUUCUCAAAUAUUCUCCGAGUUAUAUUCACGAGCGUCCGGAUACACUACCGGCGCAGUUCCCCUGGCCGGAAAAGGACGAGAUUGUUGACUCGGUCGCGACAAUCGCAAACCUUCGCUGGCCGACGUUUGUGUCGCCUAUCCUGCACCCUCAGACCCCUAAUGUCUUGCCCUCCGGGCUCAAAUCCAUUUCGCCCAUAACAGGGCCUGCGCACCCGUCAAUCUCUGACCUGUCGUGUGCGCUGCUCCAUCCCAGUAGCCCAAGCUGCGGUACGGCCUUUACUCACCAGCUGCUUCUCUCCGUAUCUGCUCUUGCGCGACUCUUGACGCUCGUCACGCUGGCACGGUCGACAUUGAAUUUUAAAGCAUGGCUAACGCAGCCAAUCUCGACCGUGAACGGUCUCUCAAAAUCAGUAAUAACACAGACGGCUGUCCUCUCGGCGGCGAUUUCCUCGGCUUGGGGAAGCGUGUGCUUGUGGAACUCGAUUCUUCCUCGGGCAGCAUUGCCGACGCAGCGUUUCUACCUCAGCGGAGCACUUGCCGGAGUGCCAUUUGCGUUCCUGGGCAGCAACAGCCGUGGCGUGUUUCUGUACUUUUUCCGAGCGGCGGUGGAUUCGGCGUGGAAGGCGGGGGUGAAGCGGGGAGUGUGGAAGGGGUGGAGUGGUGGAGAGGUCUGGCUGUUUGUCGUCGCCUGGGCCGUGCUCGCGAGUACCCUCGAAGGCCGACCGACGGCGGUACAGGGACCUUCACUGAGGAAGCUGCUGGCCUGGAUGAGGGGAGAGGGGCUCACAGAUCCGAUUGAGAAGCGAAGGCGACGCGCAUCAUCUUCUGCAUGA